Messenger RNA from Elaeis guineensis (African oil palm), 459 nucleotides. Lineage: Eukaryota; Viridiplantae; Streptophyta; Magnoliopsida; Arecales; Arecaceae. The record is from RefSeq and is a predicted model, not a curated record.
AUGCGCCCUUUAGCCUCCUCCGCAUUCGCCGUCUUGGCGCUACUGAUGGCCUCUGCACCCCCUCUCCCCCUUCGCCCUGAUAUCUACUCCUACUCCACCCUCAUCGAUGCCCUUGCCUGUGCUGGCUGUCUUGAUGCCCUCGUCUUGCAUGACAAAAUGCAGCUCGAUGAGGUCACCCCCUCCACUGUCACCUUCAACUCCCUACUUUAUGCCUUCUAUCGUGCGGGCGACCUCCUCCACACUGCCAAGCUCACCCUUUACAUGCUCCUCAAGGAUUGCCCCCCAACCCUUACCACCUACAACACCCUCAUCCAUGGCCUCUGUCUCCGUGGCCACUUUGAUGAUGCCAUCGCCCUCCAAGAUUACCACCACCACCACCAUCUCCUCCUCCUCCUACAUAUAGCCCAACAUGAUUCUGUAAACUACCCUCUUCGACAGGCUCUGCCACCAUAUGGGUAG